Meloidogyne enterolobii is the source of this 2952-nucleotide messenger RNA. The record is from the annotation of a GenBank genome assembly. NCBI's taxonomy places the organism in Eukaryota, Metazoa, Nematoda, Chromadorea, Rhabditida, Meloidogynidae.
AUGUGGGAUUCCCAACAAAAAGGGAGCUAUUCCCUUUUAUGGAAUGCUGUUCGUCUAUAUUCUGAUAAAGGAUAUGCUCCAGAUCGUCGCCUAGAUAUUAAUGCCUGGAUAAACUUGGGCGAUCCCAAGGGUAUUGAACAGCAACAAAAUCAGCAUUUAAUGACUAAUAAAAUAAUUUCUACUGAAUUACCUAAAGGAAAUGAGAAAAUGAUUGGUACUAAAUUUGUUGGGUCUAUUACUAGAGUUAAUAUGUGGAAUAGAAUGCUAGAUUUUGAAACAGAAAUUCCUUCAAUUGUUCAAAGAUGUCAAGGCUCUCCCGAUCUUUACGAAGGACUAUCAUUACGAUUCGCAAAUUAUGAUAGGCUUCAAGGAAAAGUGGAAAGAGUUGCUAAAAGUACCUGUGGCCGUAUCGACUUGUUAUCUCCAACAUGCCAUUCAUCUGGAGAUGAAAAUAAAAAUUUAAAAGACCAUCAAUGCCGUUCCAAAAUUCCAUCUAAUAUGAAUGAUUACCUUAAAGAAGAGUUGGUAGAAGUUGAAGGAUGUCCUAUGGAACCCAUAAAUGUCCAGACACCUUUGAAGGAAUUAAAUAUUUCUUGGAAGGAACCGAAAUUUUAUGAGACUAGUUUAAGGGUUCAAAUAGCCAGAAUUGAACAGAAUUUAAAGCCUGGACAAGUGUUUACUUGGGGACAAUAUUCAGCUAUUUAUUUGGCUUUGGACAAUCAAUCUUCUCCUUUAGCUACAUGUCAAUUUAAGAUUAACGUGGUCAGAGAAUUCUGUCCAGAUCCAGAGAUCCCAGUUAAUGGAGUUCAACGCUGUGAGCAAUGGGGACCUGGAUUGCGCUAUAAAGCGUGUUCUGUUCAUUGUCAAAACGGUUACGGCUUCAGCCGCCCUCCAGCAGCUUUCUACUCUUGUGGUGAGGACGGGAAAUGGCGUCCCAACGAGGGGAAACAACGUCCUUUCCGUUACCCUCAAUGCACUCGGCAAUCACCGGCCGAGCACUUGGCUAGAAUUCAAUUAAGCUACCCACAACUAGCCUUGUGCAACCCUGCAGGAAAAUCUACAGUAACCGAAAAAAUAAUUGAGAGAAUUAAUCAAAUUAAUAAUAAAUGGCAUAUUUGUGCUAAUAAUGAAGAAAGCUCUGACUGUUCUGGGGUUCAAGUUCAAAUUAAUUGUCAAGACAUUUUUGCCUCGGUACGUUUGAAAAGGCAAACUACUUUACAACAAUUUGAUGUCAUAAUUGAUGUCCCAAUCAGAGAAAUUCAAAGGAUGGACCCUGUAGAAAUUAUCCGUGAUGAGGCAAUGGCUCACGGACUAUUUUCUCUUGAGCAAGUUAUACCUAAUGGAAGACCUGAUAUUGGCGCAUUUCGAGUAGAAAAUGCAUUCCGCUGCCCCGUUGGUUACUUGCUAAAUAAUGGAAGUUGUGUUCCUUGCGCACCUGGAACAUUUUACUUUGUUCCGACAAGCGAAUGCAAGCUUUGUCCUAUCGGGCAGUACCAACCAGAAGAGGCACAGAAUCAAUGUAUAGAAUGUCCCACCGACUCUCCAAUGACUGUUGGAAUGGGGUCGAUUAAACAAAAUGAAUGUAGAAUUCGCUGCCUUCCUGGGCAUCAUUUAAAUAUUUCUACUGGACAAUGCGAGCCUUGUAGCUAUGGAUUUUUCCAGCCCGAUUCCGGAGCGUUCGAUUGUAUUCCUUGUGGAAUAGGUAAAACGACAUUGGAGAGAACGGCUAUUAACGAGGAUCAAUGUCGCGAUGAGUGUCCCGAUGGGCAACAAUUAACAGCUAGUGGAAGUUGCCAACCUUGCCCCCAGGGAAUGUACAGAACCCGGGGUCAGGACAAGCAGUGUGUGGAAUGUCCAAGUGGAACAACUACUGAAGGGGUUGGGGCUGGAAAUAAAGCGUUAUGUAAUACACCAAAAUGUGGGGCAGGUCAAUUCCUUCUUGCUGACAUUAAACGCUGUCAAUUCUGUCCAAGAGGUACUUUCCAAGACCAACAAUUACAAUUUGAAUGUAAAAAGUGCCCUCCUUCAUUUAAUACAGCAGAGGAAGGGGCAACUAGAGAGUCUCAAUGUUACUCAACUGAUCAAUGUGCACUUGGACAAGAUAAUUGUUCUUGGAAUGCGCAAUGUAUUGACUUGCCUGAUGAUAACGAUGUAGCAUCGUGGAGAUGUGUUUGCAAUCCUGGAUUUAGAGGAAAUGGUAUAAACUGUACAGGUGGAAACACAAAAAUUUUAAUAGUUGAUAAUAAAAUAUUAUUUAAAGAUGCCUGUCUAAAUUUCUGCUUAAACGAUGGAAUUUGUAGGAAGAAUAAGUUGGGGCAUGUCGAGUGUUCUUGUAAAGAAAACUUCUCUGGAGAGCGUUGUGAAAUACGUUUCCAGCCUCGUUCUCAAAAACUUGUUUACUGGACUGGCGCUAUUGUGGCUGUGGUAUUUCUCCUGAUUGUUAUUGUUGUAGUUAUCUGGAUGAUUUCUUUACGGUUUAGUCGUUCAUCGGACAAUUCCUUUUGUAAAAUCUUUAUAAUUUUUGAAAUUUUUCUUAAAUUUACAGUAUCCUCCCCUCUAGACAAACCAGCUCUUUCAUUCACUCAAAGCACCACAGAUUCUCCUCUAGCUUCCAACUUUCUUUACGGCCGCCCACCGCCUAUACUCGACAGAUCACAUUCCUCUUCACUUGGAGGUGGUGGAUCUAAUUCAAUAAUUCACCCUAUCGGUUUUUACUAUGAAGAUGAUCAGUCUCCAUAUGAUGGGGGUGUUGUAAGCGCCGUUAGCAGACAUGGACGUGAAAAUAGUCAAGAGAUGAAAUCCAUCUUUCUGGCUAGCACUGUACCAGAUAACAACAAUGAUGUUGUAGGAGGUUCAUCUUCUGCCUCACACUCUCCCGGUCAGCAAAAUAAUGGAGGAAUUAAAGUAACAGGGACAACGAAUACUACGAAUAGCAGUGGAGGGUUUGUUUGA